Molecule: messenger RNA, 375 nt
Organism: Lactuca virosa
Lineage: Eukaryota; Viridiplantae; Streptophyta; Magnoliopsida; Asterales; Asteraceae
Source: the annotation of a GenBank genome assembly
AUGGAAAAGAUCUUCCAAGCUUCCAUUAUCUUCCUUACAAUUCUCCCCCUGAAGAUAAGGUUAGGUGAAGUAGGGAUUGUUUUCGCUAAAGAUGUGUGGAACAAGAUUUUUGGAAGUGGACACAUUCAGGUAGAAGGAAGAAAGUACAUCCAUCGGACUUUUGAAUCCAAGAACUCGGGUAGGAAGUCUAUUUAUAAGAGAUCAUAUUAGUGGACAAUUUUGUGACGUGAAGGACGCUUUUUAAAGGAAUGGAUGGGCUGAUUUGGAAAUCUCCUUUACCGGCUACAGUGGUUCGAGUUCCAUCAACAGUUGCAAUUUUCUUGUUACUUGGACAAGGUGAGUAUGUGGUGUAAUGGACAAGGUGUGUAUGUGGAG